CGCGGCCGUAUGCCCGCUCGCUAUACAUAGUUAGCAUCUAUGUCGAUCUUUUCAACAGUGUAUAAUCUAUGUUCCGGGCGCUUCCGUUUUGAGUGUGAAUAGCGUGCGCCCGCGUCUAAAUGUAUUUAUUGUUUAAAAUUGAAAAUUGUUUGUGAUAAAGGAAGAUUAAAAUUCGAAAUUCGAUAUUGGUGACUAACCCAUAGUUUUAAAUACCCCUGAGAUCUACCCCUCACUAUAUCUGGCUGCCCAACGUUUCCUAAUUUUUUUCUUGCUUGGACUAACAAAAUGGCGCGCACGCUUUUGUGAAAAAUUUGCUAACUAUUGUAUGCUGUUGGUGCUUAAUUGUAAAGAAUGCCUUUAACUAGAAAUCAAGAUCGCCAGCAACGUCGCGAAGACGACGUUAUUCCUGCUGCAGAUGCAAAUGCCAACGAAAAUCACGAGGAGCAUGAUAGCCCCCAUGAUCGCCCCCACGCCGAAUCACGUAGCAACAAUUCUACGUUCAACUUGGAUGAUGUUUCAGCGUUGAUGGCCUCGCUGCAACGUUCGCAGGCCGAAACAUUUAAGAACAUUAUGUCGUACGUGAUGGAACAAAGAUCGUCGACUCCGGCACCUCCGCCGAUGCCCCCAGUGAACGUAGAUGGUACCUUGGCGCGUUGCAGAGCUUCUUUCAGCGGUGCACCUGGUGAAUCUGUUGAGGCCUUUAUAGAUGCAAUUGAAAGUUAUACAGAAUGCGUUCAAGUAUCUGACGCUAACAUCAUACGAGGCCUAGCCAUGCUUUUGUCUGCUGACGCAGCUACGUGGUGGCUAGGAUUAAAGCAUCACAUCUCCACUUGGAACGAAGCCAAAGAAAAUUUAAUAUAUGCAUAUGGCACCCGCCUUCCACCACAUAGAAUAUAUUUGGAAAUAUUUGCUUCCCCGCAGGAUAACGAAAACACAGACAAGUUUGUUGCUCGUAUUCGUGCGCUUAUGGCAAAGCUACCGCGGGAUGAUAUUACUGAAAAAGUACAACUUGAUAUGAUAUACGGGUUGCUUCAUAAUAGAAUACGCACAAGAUUGCGCCGUGAAGAAAUCACAUCUUUCAAUUCAUUAUUAAACCAUGCUCGGAAUAUAGAAGAUUCGAUAGAGGAGACUCAAUCGAGACCAGUGUCGUCCACUAGUGGUGUGCGUUCGAUCCGUGCCCAGCCGGCCCCGGCUGCGAGUCGGCCUGAACCGUGCGCCGCUCGUGCGAGUGCGCCGGCGCCGCGCGCGCGCUUUCCAAACUCCGCCGCGGCCGUCGUGCCCGCCACCGCUGUGCCUGUCGCUGUCGCCCAGCCUAGCGUUGCCACGCCUGCCGCUGCUGUGCCAGGUUCUGCAGAGCAAUUCGUGACCACGAAGAAACAGCGUCCAGUGUGCUCCUACUGCAAACGGUUUGGACAUGCACGGGAACAGUGCCGUAAGUUAAACAACCGAGGUGAGCAAAGUCAAUCUAACUUUUCCGAGGGUGUGCAAAAUGACAAUAAUGCGUUUUAUAGUGUUCAGUGUAAUGUUAAUAAUACUAACACAAUUAGUUCUAAUUUACCUGUUCAGAAUGCAAUGUAUGAUGUUAAGCAGCAUGACAAAAAUAAUUUUCUGAGUAAUUUUGAAUGUCAAAAUUUUUGUAACCGGGAUGCAAAUAUUAAUUAUGCUACCAUUAACAGAGGCCCUACUUCCAGAAAAUCUUAUUUUCAUGCCUGUAAUGAUUCUGUGUCAAAGAAUAUUAACUGUAAUUGCACUAGUAAUAAUGAGAUGCCAACCUUUUGUGAUUCUCAUGUUUUAUAUAAUCAGGAUGUUCGGACAAAGUGUAAAAAUUUAAAUAUUUGUUAUAACCAGGGAACUAGACCUAAAUGUAAGAACUCAAUUUUACCUUAUAAUCAAAUAAUUGAACCAAAUUGUAAUAAUUUAAAAUUUUCAACUAACCAUGACUGUGACACAAAAGGCAGUAAGUGUAAUUUUGGAAAAAUUAACGAAUGUGUGGAAAUUGAUAAUUGUUUGAAUUUUAAUUAUUGUACAUGUGAGGGAAGUGUUGUAGCGUCCGUGUACGACCGUGAGAGUGAUGAUAGGUAUUUGCAUUUACGACCUAUUUUCAAAAUCCAAGUUCUCGGUAAACAGGGUACUGCACUUAUAGAUACAGCAGCUAAGCAUUGUAUUGCUGGUCACACGCUGUAUGCUCUCCUUCUGCAUAAAGGUCACCCUCUUACUCCCUCCACUAGGCGAGUCAAACUUGCUGAUGGGCAUGUUCGGAAUAUGGAUGUAUUGACAACCAUAUUACCAGUGAGGUUAGAACACAUAGUGAUCAAUAUUCCAUUUAUAAUCUUCCCUGAUUCUAAUGAUAAUGAAACUUUACUGGGUAUUGAUUUUAUUAAUGCUGCCAAAGUUAUUAUUGAUUUUCAUCGUCAUGAAUGGUAUUUUAGUACUGAUGCUAAGGUGCAUUAUAAAUUACUUUUUGAACCUAUGUCUCGUGGUGUGUGCAUAGCUUCUGCUAACAUGCUUCGGGAUGAUGAAGGCAUGCACUUGCAAUCAGCUGAGCGCCAAGCAUUGUCUGAGUUCCUUAUUCGGCAUGAAAGUAUUUUUACAGCAGGGGGAGGUCCGACACCAUUCAUAGAACAUUGCAUAGCCUCUACUAACAUGCUUCGGGAUGAUGAAGGCAUGCACUUGCAAUCAGCUGAGCGCCAAGCAUUAUCUGAGUUCCUUAUUCGGCAUGAAAGUAUUUUUACAGCAGGGGGAGGUCCGACACCAUUCAUAGAACAUUGCAUAGACACUGGAGAUCACCCCCCGAUAGCUGUGCCGCCCUAUCGCCUUAACCCUUCCAAGAAGGAGACGAUGAAGAAUGAAAUAGAGAAGAUGCUGGCAGAUGACAUCAUUGAAGAGUGCGAAUCCGCCUGGUGCUCUCCUGCAUUGAUGAUACCGAAGUCCAAUGGUAAUGUAAGAUUCUGCGUGGAUUACAGGCGCUUAAAUGAAGUAACCAAAUCGGAUACUUACCCACUCCCACGCAUUGAUGAUCUUCUCCAGAGUACGAAGAAGAAUUGUUACAUGACCACAAUAGACCUUCGUUCUUCAUAUUGGCAAGUUAUGGUCCGAGAAGCAGACAGAGACAAAACAGCUUUUGUCUGCCCCCUAGGCACUUACCGUUUUAAAAGAAUGCCGUUCGGCUUGAAGAAUGCGCCGGCGACUUUCCAAAGGCUUAUUGAUCGUCUACGCUCCUGUGCUGCUUUGAAGGAUGUUACAGUACUUGCUUAUCUAGACGAUUUGUUAAUUAUUUCAGAAGGAUUCCAGCAACACCUACAAGACCUGGAAGCUGUUUUUAGACGUCUGUCUGAAUUUAAACUUCACGUAAACAGAGAGAAGUGCACUUUUGCCAAAGAAAGGGUCCGUUAUCUGGGCCACGUCAUCACUCCAGACGGUGUGUCUCCUGACCCUGAGAAGGUCAGUGCUGUCCUUAAUAUGCUGGAACCAUCUAACCUAAAACAUUUAAGAACUUUUCUCCAAACAUGCUCUUGGUUCAGGAAGUUUAUUCCAAACUUUUCAAAGAUAGCAGAACCGCUUACUCGACUGACCAAGAAGAAUUACACAUGGAUCUGGGGACCUGAACAAACACAGGCAUUCAAAGAAUUGAAGCGUCUGCUGACCACGGCGCCCGUACUUGUUCAAGCGAAUUUUAAACAACCCUUAGUACUGCGUACCGACGCGAGCAACUAUGCACUUGGCGCAGUUUUAGCUCAAGGGGAAGGCAAGGACGAAAGGCCUAUCGAGUAUGCUAGCCGCCUACUCACCGCAGCGGAGCGCAACUACUCUACUACAGAACGGGAAGCGCUUGCUGUAGUCUGGGCCGUGGAGCGUUUCAGGCCAUACCUCGACGGCCAACCAAUUAUUAUAGGCAGUGACCACCAACCCUUGCGUUGGUUGCUUUCUUUAAAGUCUCCUGCUGGUAGGUUGGUCCGUUGGGCGCUUAAACUCCAAGAAUUUGACAUCAGAUUCGAGUACACCCCAGGAAAAGCUAACGUUGUCGCUGACACGUUAAGUAGACCGAUCUGUUCCAACGAAACACAAAAUAACUGCGGCAUCUGUUCUGUCAUUUGCGACCUGCCCACCAAGUCACCUACCCAGUUACGUCAAGACCAGUUGACUGAUCCGGAAAUACAGAAGAUCGUCACAGAACUGGAAGGAGUGGAUGAACUUGCUGCUAAAAGAUGGUCAGAAAGAGGAUUUCUAAUGGAACAAGGUGUUUUAUAUCGACUUAAUCCGGAUUCUGAUGCCGAGGCCCCACAAUUAGUCAUUCCUGCCCAUCAAGUGACCGACAUUCUCAAAGAGCUUCACGAUGCCCCUACCGCUGGACAUGCAGGAAUUGACCGGACUUACCAACGAGUCUCACGUCUGUUCUACUUCACAGGAAUAAGAAGAAUCAUAACCGACUAUGUAAAGGCAUGUAUCCAUUGUCAACGCUAUAAGGCUGCUAAUACCAAGCCUCCAGGUCUAUUGCAGACGCCGGUGAUGAACCAGCGCAACGAGGUCUUGGCAGUUGAUCUUUUCGGCCCGUUGCCACCUGGAAAACAGGGGGAGCGUUGGAUCUUGCUUAUAGAAGAUACUGCUACGAGGUGGACAGAACUUUUCCCAUUGAAGGAAGCUACUGCUGAGGCGUGUGCACAUGUCCUCAUAGAGGAGUAUUUUAUGAGGUUCGGUCUUCCACGCCGACUAGUUUCUGAUAAUGGCGUACAAUUUAUUUCGGCAGUCAUGCGGCAAUGCAUGUCCAUCCUGGGGAUAAAGCAAAACCUUAUCCCUCUCUAUCACCCAGAAGCAAACCCCGCCGAACGUAAAAACAGAGAUCUUAAGACUUUAUUAGCACAACUCGUGGAAUGUGACCACACUUCCUGGCCAAACAUGUUACCAGUGAUUCGAUUCGCUCUUAAUAACGCUAAAUGUCGCACCACAGGUAUGUCACCUGCUUACUUGUCAUUUGGCAGAGAGAUGAGGUCCCCCACAGAAGUCACCCAUGACCUUCGUGCUGUUCUAGACAAAGAUAACUUUGUUCCCCAAAUAACUCCCUAUCUCAGGAAAUUUGUUAACUCCUUUUCAGCGGUGCGCGAACGUGUAGAGACGCUUCAAGAUAAAGCUAAAGGGUAUGCUGAUCGUUCGAGACGGCCCAUUGAAACAUUCAACGAAGGUGACAUGGUUCUCAUCAAAUCACACGUCCUCAGUAAGAGCGCUAAAGGCCUUACUUCUAAGUUUGUUCCAAAACGCGAUGGUCCGUAUCGCAUCGUUAAAAAGGUCAGCCCUACUACUUACCACGUCGCGCAUGUUGACAAACCUGAUGAAGUUUUAGGGAAAUAUCAUGUGAACGAUCUCACUCUAUACCGUGAGAAUCAGAGUGAUGCUCUUCCGCGGCCGGUGAUGCCUAAAAAGAAACGUGGUCGUCCCCCAAAUAAUGUUAAAACAGAUUCUCGAGUUCCAGGGCAUAUGACGACACGGCAUGCUGAACCAUGUGCUGAAGCUCCACGUCUUUCUCCCGCAGCUGGUGGUAUGGUUGGUCUUGCGCCUGUCCCUCAGCCCAGUAGUAAUGAGAUGCUAGUCCAGGAGCGAGGGCGUCCUCCAGGACUAGAGGGGGAGUAUGUAGCAAACCGACCGGUACGUCACUCUCGCGGCCGUAUGCCCGCUCGCUAUACAUAGUUAGCAUCUAUGUCGAUCUUUUCAACAGUGUAUAAUCUAUGUUCCGGGCGCUUCCGUUUUGAGUGUGAAUAGCGUGCGCCCGCGUCUAAAUGUAUUUAUUGUUUAAAAUUGAAAAUUGUUUGUGAUAAAGGAAGAUUAAAAUUCGAAAUUCGAUAUUGCUGGGAGCUUAAGGAGCUUUUCCAGUUACGCGCGGACUGGUAGAUGAGCUCACGAGCUCAAUCUAACAGUAUUUGCUAACAACAGCCCUAGCAAGAGCAGAAUCUACCGCCGGAUCAAAAUCGCGACCCACUGAGAAGAUCCGGCCAGAAACUUAGUGGGCUAAUAAAACAUCCUGCGUCUACUGAUGGUAGACCCAUCCCUAGGCAUUUCACCGUGAAGCAUCGCGUUCUAGUUUAAUAUAUAGAGUCCCCUACUCUUUACCUAUGAUUGAGACUGAUUUGUGUUGAUAUUAGGGGAAGCAAUUACAGUUACAAUUACGUUUACAGAAUUCUGAAGCCUCUUAACAGAAAGUGUGCACCGACCUCGCCUUCUCAUCCACCUAAACCAUCCUAGACUAAGUACAGUAAAAAUGUUUAUGUUAACUAUAAAAAUCAUUUUACAAUAGCAUCCAUCAAAAUCCCUCUCCGGUACGGUCAUAUUGAUUGUCAACCGUAUUUAUCAAUUAAGGAAGUUCAUGUUUUGUGAAUACCUACGUAAUCUGAAGCGAAGCCACCGGUCAUGUCACGAAAAUCAUUGGCCGCUCACAAAAUGGAUUCUUAUUUGCAUUACAUUGGAUACUAAAACUAUUCAAUAAUAUUUAUUCAAUAUGUUUUGUAUAAAGAAUCGUAGAUGAGAUCGGAUGUAGUGCGACCGACAAACAUUAUUAUUACUAUAAAGUAAUUCAGUAAACUAAACUAAUAUAAAGUAUUCAGUUUUUGUGAGUAGUAAAAUUAUAAUUAAAACUUAUUUUACGGUUCAAUCUCGCGUGUUUUAUUGUCAACAUAAUAAAUAUUAUCAUCGACGUAUCGAUGACGACGUCAUCCGUGACCACAAUAAAUGUAAAGUAUUCGAAGCGUCGGAAACAAUAAUAUGACAAUGAAAAACGCGAGAUUAAGUGGUAAAUUAAUUUUAAUUACGGUAUUACUUUUGUUUGUCAAUCGCUAUGAAAAUGAUCCCAAAAGUGGUGGCACUGUUUGUUGCUUGGCGCAAUUCAAAGAGAUUGAUACAAACUAUUGCGUCAGUUGCUUUUUGGCCAAGUUCGGUCGUCAAGCUUGGAACCCAUAAUGUAAUAAUUUGUCAAAUCAUUAAAACUUAUCAUAUCAACAUAAGUACAACAUAAGUAUUGUCGAUAACUCCAUUCUCACGGAUCGCUUGGAGCCUCUGGGUCUGCGGAGGGACUUCGGGUCCCUCUGUAUUUUGUACCGCAUGUUCCAUGGGGAGUGCUCUGAGGAAUUGUUCGAGAUGAUACCAACGUCUCGUUUUUACCAUCGCACCGCCCGCCACCGGAGUAGAGUUCAUCCAUACUACCUUGAGCCACUGCAGUCAUCCACAGUGCGUUUCCAGAGGUCUUUUUUGCCACGUACCAUCCGGCUAUGGAAUGAGCUCCCCUCCACGGUGUUUCCCGAACGCUAUGACAUGUCCUUCUUCAAACGAGGCUUGUGGAGAGUAUUAAGCAGUAGGCAGCGGCUUGGCUCUGCUCCUGGCAUUGCUGAAGUCCAUGGGCGACGGUAACCACUUACCAUCAGGUGGGCCGUACGCUCGUCUGCCUACAAAGGCAAUAAAAAAAAAAUCCUUUUUUGCGCUGUUCCAGCCGACGACUGAUUUUUUUUCGAACAAGUGUUAGGAUUUUGACCUUAAAAUAAUAUGUUUAAUGGUACAAAAGUCAUGUAAUUAUAUUGAAUUAAUAUUAAUUUAACAAAAAAAAAUCUAUAGGUAAGUACAUGUGACAAGUGAUAGCGUGGCAAGUACGUGUUGACUCUCAAACUCACAAUGUCAUAUUAAAGACGCAUGUGAUAAGGUCAGCCACGUGCGCGGAACAUUUAGUGUAAACAGUAAUUAAUAAAAAGAAAAUAAAAAAAUGUUAGUUAAUAAAUGUA
Messenger RNA from Bombyx mori (domestic silkworm), 7754 nucleotides. RefSeq lists its product as uncharacterized. Bases 352 to 5679 code for a protein of 1775 amino acids. Gene Ontology annotation, molecular function: nucleic acid binding. The record is from RefSeq and is a predicted model, not a curated record. The transcript has 2 exons. Lineage: Eukaryota; Metazoa; Arthropoda; Insecta; Lepidoptera; Bombycidae. Gene Ontology annotation, biological process: DNA integration.